GGAUUUCAGCAAGUCUCAUUUAUUUACACGUUAGGAGUGGAGAUUUGAGGCUUGUGGGGUGAGAGGAGGGUUUUUUGUUUUUUUGGUGUGGAGAUUUUUUGAAUCAGCACUGAGUCAAUUAGUUCAUUUUGUGUGAUUGUGCAUUGUUAGAAUUUGACAUGGGCUGAGACAUUGUGAAAAGUGUAUUUUCAAACUCUGAACAUAUGCAUGUAUAUACAUGCAUCUGGGAAGUCCUUAUCCCAUACAUUCUCAACUGAACAAACACAGUAAUGCUUGUUAUACUAUCUAUCCAGCUAAUUGAUGACUUACCCCUAAGGCUUACGCACGUUGAAUUUCCCAGUACACCCAGAACAGGACAUGCUCCAGUUUUCCAUUGUUGAUGUCCGAUCAUCAUUUUGUUUUGGUAUAGGGAAUGGAAUGUCAAGGAAAACAUUGCCAUUGGGCAGAAUCAGGGUAUUUUGAUUCUUGGAUGUGUGUAACAACACAUGGAGAUGAGCCUGAGUGAUUCAGUGUUCAGGUCCAGAUUCAAGCGUCCGGAAAGUUUGAGGCAUUCACAUCUAAAAAUGUUUGUCCUGUAACAGAGAAAGGGUCAAGUCCCAAAGUUUGCAUUUGGCACAAAACUCCCCCCGAAAUCUGGAGGUGUUUAGAUUCAGGAGUUUAGUUUGGCUGACCACCCUCCAGCUAAUAAAUAAACCAUAAAGGCUAAUGAUGAUGAGCCCUUAAUCUAUUCCACAUACAAAUCCAUCCUACCUAGUCAUAAUGGUCAAGAAUCCUGCAAUUUUCUGUAAAACCUGGAUUUCUUCAGUUCCAAGCCCCCUCGUGCACCCAUUAAAAUCAGAGCCAAAGCUCCCAUUGGCGUUAAUGAGAGUGGGAUCUGGCCCACAUUUGACCAUUUCUCCCUUGCAGUAGUUUGCCUUACUGACAUUUUCUUCUCUUCUAAGCACACAAGGGAGGCCUCUGCUGGUCGCAAAAAGCCUUACAUGGCUCUCAGUGACUUUGCUUUCACUUUAUUUACUAGUCAGUGACCUCUCUGUUCAUCGAAGCAGGGAGACAACUUUUUCCCAGUUUUACAUAUUUCAGACAUAAUAGGAAAGCCGUGAAACCCAUAGACGAUGCCCUACAGGACGUAUCAGUCUUACUGUGAUCGGCUGAGGCAGGACAUGUACUUUCUCACAAGCAAUGGCAGACUGAGUGAGCACCUGGUUGAUAAAAUUAUUCUUCAGCUAAACAGAGUUUAUCCCCAAAUUCUCAACAAUAAAGAAGCAGAAAAGUUCAGAAAUCCAAAGGCAUCGCUUCAUAUUCGGUUGUCAGAUCUUAUAAGCCACCUACAAAAGAAAGGAGACAAACACUGUCAAGAAUUUUACAGGGCUUUACAGAUCAAUGCUGAACAACUGUAUAAUGACUUGCCAAGCAGAAAACUCCUGAAAACCUCAGCUUCCACAGGGAUAGACACAGACAAGGAGAAACAUAUUCUAACUGACAGGGGUCCCAUGUUCUUCCUUGCUUGCUUUAGUGUUGCUGCAGGAUUAGCAUUGUUCAUGUACUGCUGGAACCCAGAUCCGAAAGUUAUAGGAGGAGACAAGAAAAUAUUGGGAUUUUCUCCUAUUAUCAUAGGAAGACAUGUUAGAAAUAUUUGUUUGGUAUACAUAGAAGAUACAUCAAGGAAAAAUUAAGGAAAAGCUGCUUCUUCAGUCUUCUGUACAGUAUACCUGCCAACGGGAAAACAAAUAUAUAUACACACACUAUCUAUUAUACCAAAGAUUUAGGUAACUGGCUUUAGCAGUAAAUAUGCUGCUUCAAGGUGCUUUCAAAUGGUCAACUAUAUAUGAACUUGUGGAAAUGGAUCAUUAUUUUUGUAAAUGCUUCUUUUAAAAUACUUACCAUUUGGGUAUGAAUAUUUUUAAUACACACCUUAAAAGGUUAUUCUAAGCCAUUAUAGCUCUUAAGCCAUGUUUGUGUAUUUGUGUUUUAUACUGGUGUAGAGGAGCACAGCAGUUUAAAGGAUGUAAUUCUCUCUCUUUUUACUGGUUUGGUUAAGAAUGACACUUAAAAAAACCAAAGCCUUACUAAGAAAUGAUCUUUUGUGUCAGGAUUGUUCAUUCCCAUCUGUAUUCUUUAUACUACAGGAGUAUAUGGGCACUGUCCCUACAAGGCUCAUCACUAGCUGGUUCAAUUUGUGUGUAUUCAAAACCUUGCAAGGUUUCCUGACUGCCGGGUUCUGAAAACUGUCUGUUAUCAUUGUUAUAAUACAUUGAGCAAGGGUAGUCUUCACACAAUGACCCUUUGACUCUAUGGGAUGGCAGAACUAUCAAGCUCUUGAAGCUACCAAGUAGGGUUCUCAGAUUUACAUAGUUCGUUCCUUUCCAGGAAAGUUUGUUAGUUUUGGUAUAGCCAGGGAACUGAAGUAAUGCAGUAUAUUUGACAGGGACUUCAGAAAUAAUCAAAGCUGCAUGACAUGCUUUUGUUUAUGUCUGAAAAGAUGUAUUUGAACAUGAAGUACUGUAAAAUUUCCUAAGGUGACUUGAUCACACGUUACAUUGUUUCUUCUGUGGGUAAAAUCCUGAAAAACUUGUGAAAGUCUUUCUUAACACAUCAAGAGUUGGUGUCAGGCUAAAGCAUGUAUGGGAAGUACAGGGAGCCAGGACUGAAAAUAAGAUUUGAGGGGGAGUGGGGAGAGGUUGUUUUAUUUUGCAUUUUGGGCCCAAUCCUGCUCUCAUUGACAUCAGUAGGAAUCUUCUGUCCUCCUGCUCCUUCUCCCUGCCUGGGGUCCUGAACCUGGCUACAAAUAGUGACAUUCACAAUGGGUGGGUUCUCUCAUGACCUACUCCAGAGUAUAAAAGAAACUGGGGAUAUCCUUCCCCAAACUGCUUGGUAGGGCGAUCUCUGCAUCAGCCCCACCUUCAUGGGAUGGUUUUGCCCAUCAAUUGAUAUUCCUUUGUUUUGCCAUUCCUUGAUAUUCCUGUGUAUCCUCAUGGACACAGUUAAUCAUAGUAACAGGUAUUGGCUUUCUGCGUUUCUGAUUCUAGAGUCUUUCAAGGUUCACCCUCAAGUACCCCAGUUUUAGGGCUUGUCUACACAGGAAAGUUAUACCAAUAUAAGAUAAGGUGUGGAUUUAAAUCACUAUAGUUAUGCCAGUAUAACUCCUGGGUGGACACUCUUAUUUUGGAAUAAGAGUGGGAUUUUGGGGUUUACGGGAAUUUAUGUCACAUUAGAAAGGGUUGAAGCUAAACCAAAGUUUAAAAAAAAAGUCUCUCAUUCUGGAAUAAGAGUCUCCCCAGGGGGAAUUGUACUGGUAUAACUAUGGUGGUUUAACUAUACUGGUAUAAUUAUACCAAUAUAAUUGGAAAAAGGUCUUGUGUAGACAAGCCUCUAACUGUGAAAUUUCCCACCCCCGGAGAACAGGUUUCUAGGACUACCCCUGGAUUAUGGCUGCAUCUUAGGGCAAAAUGUCCUGUUUCACCACAUUUAUAGCAGUCUCUCCCCAGUCCCAUCUUUCUGAAAAAUGGAACAAGUCUGAGAAACCGCUGCCCUUAUGGCCACCAUAUGAUAGGGCCCAUUCUUUCCAAUGUGGUAAUAUAAGUUUCUAUAUUGUCUCCUGGCAUCAGGUGUGUCAUCUCAGGGCCUUUCCACACUGGAAUCUGAUAGGAUUUCGUCUCUUUAAGAGCCUUGAACAUUGCAGCCCUUUCUUCGUGUGGCUGGGCCCUCCCUGUUCUGUUGAUCUUUCUGAAAUCUCUGGAACUCUUCAGCCUGUGGCAUGUCAUCUGUCUGCUGCCUCCCUUCUGUCCCAGCCCACUGAACAGCGAGCCAAUUUAGUGUUGCCCUCACUUGGUCAGGUGGGUCACCGAACAAUCUUGUCUUUAGUUUAGCAGCUGUCCCUAAAGGACUCAGGGCUUAUACUUCAUCCUGUUCCUUAACUUCUGGUCUGUACCUAAGGGUGGAUAGACAGGAUUCUUGGUCUAGCUCCUCCAGCAGCCCCAGCAAGCAUCUCUUCUGACAUCUUGAUGGGUAGAUGUCCCCACCACCACCCAGAGAGUAGUAAGAAGUUAUACAAAGGUCCUUUCACUGGGCUGUUUAGUUUUGGACUGUAAUCUCCAGUGCUUUGAUUUAUACUUUCCCCUUCUCGAAUGCAAAGUGGACUUUUUCCCAUGUAGAGCUUAAGCAACAUCCCAUGCAUGACCCCCUAGCAAAGGGCCUGGAUGAAUGGGUUGGCUUAUAUAACACUAGUGCUCCAGUCAAUCAGCUUGGGAGGAGAAAAGGGCUGGAGCAGCAAUAACCAACUAUCUAACCAGUCAAAACACAUCCCAGGGGUUAUCAACAUUAACAGUUUGAUUAGGCAGAUCUUAGUUAGCACCUACUGGCUAGUUCUCCACCCCCCUACCUCCUUACGGACUGUCUGAUCUCCUCUUCCCACCAUUUGAACAGUUUCCUGUGGUCUUAAUUGGCUUGCUUAGUGCAGUCCUUCGUGUCCUCUUGUAAACAAUACCUGGUUCCCUGGUGUGUGGGUAUUUGGGCUAUAACCUCCCAAACUUAUCAACUAAACCCUGAAGGAAGACGGGGGGGGGAAGCCACCCAACAGAAACCUGGCAGCAUCUUCAGGUAUUUGACUAUCCUGUCACAUACACUAGUCAACAUGCGUGCCCACCAAUGGCUAUGGCCCUGAUCCAGCAAGGGGUGUAAGCUUGUGCCUAACCUUAAGCAUGUGAGUAGUUCCAUUGAUGACAGUGGGGCUACUCAUGUGUUUAAGUGCCUUCCUGAGUUGGGGCUUUUACAAGAAAAUCUAAUUUUUUCCCAGUGUCUGAGUUUCAGAGCACCCUAAGAAGGUAGUAAUGACAAGAUAGUUUAUACCUAAAAAUUCAUCUGACUCUUCAGUCUGAUCAUCUUACUCCAAAGAGAACAACCCACAUUAUCCUCUUCGAAACAACUGAUCUUGUAAUACAUUGUUUCCUUCCAAGACAAAUGUCACAAGAGGCAAUAGCAGGCUUGGGAGGAGAGGGAAUCACAGGACCAGAUUUCUGAAUAACAGACCCUUUUUGCACCCUCAACAUAUUUGUGACCAAUUGAGGAAGGGCUGAAAUAGGGCCCAAAAGGGCCCCAUUUCUCCCCCUGCUGACGUCAGUGGGAGUUUUUCCAUUGCAGUGGAUGGGAGAGAAGCCAGUCGUAACUAGAUAGCAUUGUUUGUCUAUUAAAUUUCUAAAACUCUGUGUUUUCAGUGGUUUAACUACAUUAACUUCACUAGAGGAGCUCCUCAUUUACAUACAUAUACAGCAAUGUCAGGAGCAGGUCACAGGACUAUUUAAAUAUAUAGCAUAAGAUGGACAUGAAUAAAGAUUCUAUGCAAAUGAAAUAACAUCAUUUGUCCUUACCCAGCAGAACAGUAUGUUUAGAUGUUUUUUCUUCCAUCUGCCCCAUCAUCUCUCAUGUCUAUUUCAUACAGGGUCAGGGAAUCUUAUUAUAGGGAUAACUGUGACAGUGCUUGCAGCAUUAACUGUAGAAUUACCAUGAUAAUGUCAUCAAUGAGCACAACCCACAGCUCUGCUGCCAGAGUUGCACACUGAUCCAGCAUUGUGCCUACCACCAAGUUGGAAAGUGCUUUAAUUAUAUUCUGUUCUUCCCGUGUCUUGCCCUGUAGGUAAAGUCAGAGCAAUUUUUUUCCCCAGCACACCAUCUCUAAUAUAUAACAUCAAAAACCAAAUGUGACUCUCCAUGUGCUGCUUAAAUCCAGCAGGGGCUCCUCUCUAAGGAAACUGAAAUGAAACGCUUCUGAAAUGUAAAAGGGUUUUAAAUCUUCAUGCCAAAACUGUAUUGGAAACCUCAUUAGAGUGAGAUGAUUUCUAUUUAUAGCAAAAGCACUGUCCAAAACAGAGUCCUCUCCAACAGCCACAUCUCAUUUUAAUGCAAAUACAGCCUUGUUACUAGUAAUUAGCUUCUCUGUGUCUAGAUUAUCCAACCUAGUAUUCCCUGGACAAAAAACUUUAAAUUGUGAUUUGUUAUGAGUUAUUGUUGAAAUCCUACAGGGAGAAUUAGCAUCUCGUACACUUUGAAGGCCAGAUUCUGCCACACUUGUAGUAUACUCUGCCAGCAAUCCCACUGAAAUAUCCCUGGAGUACUCAAUGUAAGCAUGGCAGAAUCUGCUCCUGAUAGGGGUUAGGGCCCAGAACCUCAAAACUAUUUAGGUGCCUGACUCCCAUUGAAAUCAGAAGGAGGUAGGGGCCUAAAUAAUUUUAAGGAUUUGGGCUGGGU
Dermochelys coriacea (leatherback sea turtle) is the source of this 6240-nucleotide messenger RNA. It is a transcript of the gene CARD19, whose product is annotated as caspase recruitment domain family member 19. The record is from RefSeq and is a predicted model, not a curated record. Gene Ontology annotation, biological process: regulation of apoptotic process. Bases 1113 to 1673 code for a protein of 186 amino acids. The transcript has 6 exons. Gene Ontology annotation, cellular component: mitochondrion. Lineage: Eukaryota; Metazoa; Chordata; Testudines; Dermochelyidae.